ACUCCUCAGCCCACCAAUGACAAGUGAACACUGCGAUAUCAAUGCAGUCACCGGAGAUAGGUAUCGGAUAGAUUUCCAAAAUAGGUGACAUUUUAGCCUAGUUACAGAGCUGGACACAGAUGGAUAAAAUGGUGUCAUUUACGCAAACUGGCGAAACCUCGAACAGAAUGUGCAAACGGAGGAAAAUGAACAGCGGUUCUCAAUCUCCAUCAAGGGAGAAUGUAUCCCCACACGGAGACCAAAGCGAGGAGACUUCGUGCACCCCUGAGCGGAGACCGCGGGCGGAGAGGGUCAGAAAGCAAAACAUCAUUUCUAAACUGUCAGACUCUGGUUUCGAAGAGGACUUUCUAUCUCCGACCCGGACCCCAUCGCCGGUUCGGAGAAAUCGGUGUCCGGUAACAGUUGAAGACGCACUGACACCAGGGAAUUCCAACAACAGACUGUUGUUUAAUUGGUAUCAACACUACGGCGAGAUUGGUUAUCAGAUACAGAAACUCAAAGAGCCCCAGUUUCAUCCAGUCAACUGUUUGUCUCGACAACCGCAGGUGACAGCCGAGUCACGGUGUAAGCUCAUCAGCUGGCUCAUCCCCGUACACAGAUACCUGCGUCUGUCCUUUGAGUGUUACAGCCUGGCGGUCAACAUCAUGGAUCGCUUCCUGGUUUCCACCCCCGUGGCUGCUGACUGCUUCCAGCUACUGGGGGUCACCGCCCUGCUGCUCGCCUGUAAACAGGUGGAGGUGUUUUCUCCUCGGAUCAGCCAGCUCCUGUCUCUGUGUUGUGAUGCGUUCUCCAGAGAACAGCUGUGUAACCUGGAAUGUCUCAUCCUGCUCCGCCUCAACUUCCGCCUGGCUGCACCAACCAUAGCCUUCUUCCUGGACUUCUACACCAAUCACAGCCUGGCUGGCCAGCAUACGGGCAGGGACGGAGUCAGCAACGUUAGCCAUAGGCUGCCUGAGGAUAAGGAUGAGGAAGUGAAGAGGAGAAAGAGGGUCAGCAGAUUGGCUCUUAGGGUGUGUGAGCUCACUCUGGCCGACUACGCCUUCAAUAAGUACACACCAUCCCUGACCGCCCGCUGUGCACUGGCUCUGGCCAAUCAACUGCUGAGAACCAGCCAGGGCCUAGAGGAGCCAGCCAAUCAGCUGCUGAGGAUCAACCCUGAGGGCCCUGAGGAAGAGCCAAUGGACCAAUUCCUGACAGCCGAGCUCAUAUAUGGCCACGCCUCCUCGCAAGAGGACCAUUCUCUGAGUGAUCCUGCCCACUCAGAGAAUGACCAUUCCCACCCAACCUUAUCUGAGACUAUUAAUCACGCCUGUAUUGACAAUGACUCCUCUCUUUCAGUUGUUGGUCACCUCCUAUCUGUGAAUGACUCCACCCAGUCAACGGAUGACCCUUCUCCAUCUGGGAACACAUCUACCCUGGUUGAGGGAGACCAGACUCAUGCUCCUCUGGCCCAGAAUUGUAGAGAGGGAGACCAGACUCAUGCUCCUCUGACCCAUGAGUGUAGAGAGGGAGACCAGACUCAUGCUCCUCUGACCCAUGAGUGUAGAGAGAGAGACCAGACUCAUGCUCUCUCCCAAGAGUGUUUAGACAACCUAAGAUUGUUGGUGUCACUCAACAAGGAUGCACUACAGGCCAUGAUAACUCUGACAACACAGUGACUGUUGGCAUGUGUCAACCCUAUGUUAGUUGAAUGCACUGUUGUUGUUGAUGUAUAUGUGACUGAAAACAACCAGUGUACCUCAAGAAAUGAAAGACCAAACCUUUGAUUUCCAGUCAAAAGUGCUGCUACCCCCUGCACUUGUGGGGUUGGUGGUUGACAAUCUAACUGUCACUGAGUUUUUUUUUUUCAAUUAUUUAAUUUCUGGAAAAGACAGUUAUCAGAUUGUGCCUAUAAACUGUGAACAAUGCCAGUGGACGGCAUUGUAUUGUCAUCAGAGUACUGUUUACUAUACUGUACUGUAUGUAGAGGAUGUCUUGGUCUUUAUUUAUACUUGUACCAUGUUCAGUAACUUAUUGAAGUCAUUGUACUGUAAGAUGCAUUGAGUGAGAAACCUACUGUAGCUGUUUCUCCAACUGUCCUGAGAUUGUACCGAUCCUGGCUGUUCUACAUUUACAUUACAUUUAAGUCAUUUAGCAGACGCUCUUAUCCAGAGCGACUUACAAAUUGGUGCAUUCACCUUAUGUUCUGUUGACCAAUGUUACACGAGCCUUUAUUGGUAUGCAAUGAACAAUGAUGUGACAGCCCAUUUUUAA
Oncorhynchus gorbuscha (pink salmon) is the source of this 2253-nucleotide messenger RNA. RefSeq names its product cyclin-O-like. Gene Ontology annotation, biological process: regulation of cyclin-dependent protein serine/threonine kinase activity; mitotic cell cycle phase transition. The record is from RefSeq and is a predicted model, not a curated record. Bases 120 to 1658 code for a protein of 512 amino acids. NCBI's taxonomy places the organism in Eukaryota, Metazoa, Chordata, Actinopteri, Salmoniformes, Salmonidae. The transcript is spliced from 3 exons. Gene Ontology annotation, molecular function: cyclin-dependent protein serine/threonine kinase regulator activity. Gene Ontology annotation, cellular component: cytoplasm; cyclin-dependent protein kinase holoenzyme complex; nucleus.